AUGCUUCGGUCUCCAGGGCUCCACAUGAUCUCCUUGAACGUCUGUUGUCGUGUUCGUCCUCGCUCGGCACAGCAGGACACGGACAAGUCAACCGCAGAUGCACAGGGAAGGGAUCACAUUCAGCAUGCGAUGUUGGAGGAGGAAAAACUCAAGGCCAGUUUGCCAUCUGGACGACGGCGAGGGCAGAAGGGCGAGCAGCAGAGGGAGUUUGACCCGAAGCAGGUGAAUGCUGCAUGCAGGGGGCUUGUCGCGCAGAAGUCUGUGAUGGAGAUCGAAAGACAGGAAGAGAAGGAAGAGGAAGGGCUGGAGGAGAAGACGACAGAGGAGCAAGAGAUGAAACAAAAGGAGAAUCUUGCUUCGAGCAAACAGCACGAGCCAUGGUGGCGAUCGCAGAUUUGUUUGCAGAUCAGCAACGCAAAGCAGGAGGGGGAGGAGAGGGAGAGGAGGAAAACCGUUGCCAUGAUGCUGGCCGAUGCUGAGCAGCGGAGGAGGAUUGCAGAGGUGCAGGCGUAUGAAAUGGAGGACGAGGAGGAGAGGCUGCGGAGGAGAGAGUUUGCGAGGUUGACCGAGGUAGAGGAGCUGCACAAAAUCAUCAGGGAGGAGUUGAUGGUGAGGAGGAAGGAGGGGGAGGAGAGGGAGAGGAACAGGCAGAAGGUGAUCAAGGCACUGCGGGCAGAGGAAGGAAGAAUGAUAACGGAUCGUCUCACGCUACGGGAGGUGGAGCAAGGAAGGAUUGAUCCGCGGGCUGGGAAAGUAAGGGCUCUAAUCGAUGAGAGCCAAGCUCGAGCGCUGGGGAAGAGGAAGCAAAGAGCACUUUUCCUCGCUGGCCUCAGACUUCACGUGCAGUACGUGCGGGCGAUGGAGGAGAGGGAGAGAGGGAAGGAAGGGAGGGGGAGGGGAGAGGGUCAUGGGGGAGAGGGGAGCAAGGAGCAAGGAUACAGGAGGACGGGAGUCGACCAGGCGAUCUUCGAGAUGUACAUGCGAGAUUGUCUCGACAUGCGAGCACUGAGCUGGAAGAAGGAGGCGAGGCAGCAGGGCAGCCGAUGGAAGGAGGAGGGGAUGAGCCUGCUGGAUGGCUCAUCGGUCUUGAGCGGGGAUGUGGCCUCCCUCCGAAGUUUCGGAGAUCCUGACAGCUCGAGAGGAUCGAUUGGGCUGAUGAUGACCUAG
Molecule: messenger RNA, 1167 nt
Organism: Guillardia theta CCMP2712
Lineage: Eukaryota; Cryptophyceae; Pyrenomonadales; Geminigeraceae
Exons: 3
Coding region: 1-1167 (388 amino acids)
Source: RefSeq, a predicted model, not a curated record